Molecule: messenger RNA, 642 nt
Organism: Ambispora leptoticha
Lineage: Eukaryota; Fungi; Glomeromycota; Glomeromycetes; Archaeosporales; Ambisporaceae
Source: the annotation of a GenBank genome assembly
AUGGCCCACUAUAAACAUUUCCUUACUGUGCUUUUCGCGUUCCUCUUUUUCUUUACUUAUUUUAUUACAUCAGAACCUUCCAUACACAAACUUUAUGAAGAUGAAGAAGUCAUUCAGCAUUUUUCUGCACAACACGAUCCAUCAUUUAUAAAAAAUGAAGUUCCCAAAAUUGCAAAUCUUUUUCAUAAAAUAAUUGACUCUAUUCAUGGAAACAAAUUAUCAGACAAGGCACAAGAAGCAGAUUCUCGAACUAGUUUUGAUAUUUCGGUUUUUCCAUCGUGUCGUAAAUAUAAAAUUAUUGUCGAAAGACUAAAGGAACGUGAUUGGGGUCAAACUUAUAAACUUACGAUCGAUCCGUUUGCAAAAGAGGAGGAUGUACGGGAAUAUGAAAUCGUGGCGCAGAGUUUCGCAAAAAUUUUCGAGAAUGUGUUUAGUGGUAUUAAGGGCGACGACAAUUAUAAUUUCAAACAUCGACGCAUGGAAUACGAGUUUCAAGUAAUCCCCACAAACGAUAAGUAUAAGCUUGUCGUGAAAAGAGUAAGGGACAUCAAAUAUGGACGAGUAUUUCGAAUUAAACUUGUAUCAAUGGAUGUGUACGUCAAAACCAUCAUGUAUUUUGUUGUCCCCGAAGAUAAAUAUUAG